CCUACCUUUUUAAAUCUAUCAGCUACUUCUUGGGUACAGAUUCAUGUUCCGUUUGAUACACACUUCUGAAAUAACACAUUUACUUUUAGUGUCAUUAUUUAGCGUGAAUGACAUUCAUCUGUGUGAAGACGUCGAUCACGUUAAUGUUUUCUCAAAAUAAUUGUAAUGAUUUGACCGAUACGUAUCAAAAUGCAACCUUUUAUUUUCUAUAAAUCGCUGCAAAUGCUUCCAUUUCCAAAUCAUUAUUUCUACGAAAAUCCUCGGAAAUCACAAUUUCCCUUCCCCGUUGACCUAUUAGGAGCCAUCAAAGCCGAGCCCCCAAUUUUCCACAUUCAAUAUGUCGCCGUCGUCGGCGUACAAUUCAGCGACCACGGCGUGAUCUAGGUAACGAUGAAGUCUACGGGUGGCACUUUCACGGGGAUGCAGGCCACGCCCUUCGCAGGCCCCGCCGACAGGGGGCGCUGUAGUCGCCUUGGACCUCACUGCCCUUCCAACAGCAUCGCUCACCUUCAGCCGGCCUGACGCACCCAAAACAGGGGAAAGGCAGCCACGAAUCUCGAAUAGCUCUUCCAGUGCAGCGGAGGGGCCACAUUUCUUCUUCUUCAGUUCUUUUAAUAAUGUAGGCCGGUCGUUUGCUAUUUUGACAACUAAUUAGCGCCGUCUUGGCUCACUGCGACACGGAAACGCCACCAGGCUUCUUCGCUUUUUCGACGCUUCAAUAGUCCAAGGAGGGGAAAAAAAAAAGAACGAACACCCCAAGCUUGUCUGCAGUCCCUGUGGAAGAGGAAAGAGCGACCUCCGUGGAUAUCCCGUCGUGUCCUGACGCUUCGGGUCCUAGGCCGCCAGCAGCAUCUUCGCCAGCCUCCUCCUCCUCCUCCUCCUCCUCCUCCUCAUCCUCAUCCAAUCUGCGCCAUGGCCGACGUCCCAGCCGAGUGCAACAUCAAAGUGCUGUGUCGCUUUCGUCCUCUCAACCAGUCCGAGAUCAUUCGGGGGGACCUUUUCCUGCCCAAAUUCCAAGGAGAUGACACUGUCGUCGUCGGGGGCAAGUCCUACAUGUUCGAUCGAGUGUUUCCAACCAACACCACCCAGGAGCAGGUGUACAACACCUGUGCCAAGCAGAUUGUCAAGGAUGUGCUGGGCGGCUACAACGGCACCAUCUUCGCCUAUGGGCAAACGUCUUCGGGCAAGACUCACACCAUGGAGGGCAAGCUGCACGACCCUCACCAGAUGGGCAUCAUCCCCCGCAUUGCCGAGGACAUCUUCAACCACAUCUUUGCCAUGGAUGAAAACCUGGAAUUCCACAUCAAGGUUUCCUAUUUCGAAAUCUACAUGGACAAAAUCCGUGACUUACUGGACGUGACAAAGACCAACCUGUCUGUCCACGAGGAUAAGAACCGUGUGCCGUAUGUCAAGGGAUGCACCGAGCGCUUUGUCUCCAGCCCGGACGAGGUGAUGGACUUGAUUGACGAGGGCAAAUCAAACCGCCACGUCGCCGUUACCAACAUGAACGAGCACAGCUCUCGCAGCCACAGCAUCUUCCUGAUCAACAUCAAGCAGGAGCACGUGGAGACCGAGCAGAAGCUUUGCGGAAAACUCUAUCUGGUGGACCUGGCGGGAAGCGAGAAGGUCAGUAAGACGGGGGCCGCAGGAGCCGUGCUGGACGAGGCCAAAAACAUCAACAAGUCUCUGUCGGCCCUGGGAAACGUCAUCUCAGCCUUGGCCGAGGGCACGAAAAGCCACGUGCCGUACCGUGACAGCAAAAUGACCCGCAUCCUGCAGGAUUCUCUUGGCGGGAAUUGUCGCACCACCAUGUUCAUCUGCUGUUCGCCCUCCAGCUAUAAUGACGCCGAGACUAAGUCCACACUGAUGUUUGGGCAACGCGCCAAGACUAUCCGUAACACGGCUUCCAUCAACUUGGAACUGACAGCUGAGCAGUGGAAGAGGAAGUACGAGAAGGUGAAGGAGAAGAGCAAGACCCUGAAGGAGAGCAUCCAAAAGCUGGAGGCCGAGCUCAACCGCUGGAGGAACGGAGAGGACGUACCCGAGACGGAGAGGACCCGGCCGGAGAUCGCGACCCGUUACGAGUCGGCGGAGGAGCGGCCCGUUCUGGAUAACGACACCUCUUCCAUUGUGGUUCGCAUUUCCGAGGAGGAGCGCCAGAAAUAUGAAGAGGAGAUCCGCAAGCUGUACAAGCAGCUGGACGACAAGGAUGAUGAGAUCAACCUGCAGUGUCAGCUGGUGGAGAAACUGAAGCAGCAGAUGUUGGACCAGGACGAGCUGUUGGCGUCUUCGCGCGGGGACGGCGACAAGGUGCAGGCGGAGCUCGGCAGGCUGCAGGUGGAGAGCGACUGCGCUAAGGCGGAGGUGAAGGAGGUGCUGCAAGCUCUGGAGGAGCUGGCCAUCAACUAUGACCAAAAGAGCCAGGAGGUGGAGGAGAAAGGUCUGCAGAACCAGCUGCUGGCCGACCAGCUGGCUCAGAAAAUGGCAAGUCUGAUGGAGCUGGAGGCGGAGCUAUCUCGCAUGCAGGAAGUGAGCGGUCAGCAGAGGAAACGUAUCGCUGACGUCCUCAACGGGCUGAUGAGGGACCUGAGCGAGUUCAGCUCCAUUGUGGGCAACGGCGAAAUCAAGCUGCCGGUGGAGAUCAGCGGCGCCAUCGAAGAGGAGUUCACAGUGGCUCGCCUCUACAUUAGCAAGAUCAAGUCGGAGGUGAAGAGCAUGGUGAAGCGUUGCCGGCAGCUGGAGAACAUGCAGCUGGAGUGCCACCGCAAGAUGGAGGAGACCGGGAGGGAACUCUCCUCGUGCCACCUCCUCAUCUCUCAGCACGAGGCUAAGAUCCGCUCGCUGACGGAGUACAUGCAGAGCGUGGAGCACAAGAAGAGGCUGCUGGAGGAAAGUCACGACUCUCUGAGCGAAGAGCUGGCCAAGCUGCAGGAGCGAGACAAUUCUCUUCUGGAGGAGAAAGACGGAGAGAAGGGGGAGACUGAAGAUGGAAAUGUGAAGAAAGUCGCCCGUCAACAGGCGGAGUCUCACCGCGGCCUCCAUCACAAGCAGCUGGCUCGACUGCGCGACGAGAUCAACGAGAAGCAGCGACUCAUCGACGAACUCACCGAUCGGAAUUCCAAGAUGGAGCUGGAGCUGGCUCAGGUUCGCUCGGAAUUUGAGCGUCUGAAGAGUCAGGACAGCAGCAAGAGCGAGCGCCUGGAGGAGCUCUCAUUCCGGCACGAGCGCCAUGAGCAGACUAAACAGGACCUGAAGGGUCUGGAGGAGAUUGUCGCCCGCGAACUCCAGACCCUCCACAACAUCCGCAAGCUGUUCGUUCAAGACCUCACGUCGCGGGUUAAAAAAAGUUCCGAAAUGGAACCUGAUGAUAGCGGGGGGUCGUGCACCCAGAAGCAGAAGAUUUCCUUUCUUGAGAAUAACCUGGACCAACUUACAAAGGUUCACAAACAGCUGGUUCGUGACAAUGCAGAUCUGCGUUGUGAGCUUCCAAAGCUGGAGAAACGCCUUCGGUCUACUGCUGAGCGAGUUAAGGCCCUGGAGACUGCACUGAGGGAUGCCAAGGAGGGCGCCAUGAUGGACCGCCGUCGCUACCAGCAGGAAGUCGACCGCAUCAAAGAUGCCAUGAGGGCCAAGAACGCCUUGCGACGUCCUCAUGCGGCGCAGAUUGCCAAGCCCGUGAGGCCCAAGCAAAUGCCCGUCUGCUCCCCCAGCAACCCGUUCUACUCGUACAUCCGGGCCACCGAGCACGCCGACACCUUCAGCAACGCCGUCUUUCAGAGCAACGUGACGCCGACCAACUCCGCGAGCGUCAACUGCAACCCAAACUCUGUUCAGACCAACACAGUUUCCACAGCACUGGGCUACAGAGCGGGCAGAUACAACGGAGACAUACUGGAAUCCUUCCCGCUUAACAUUGACAAUGGGAACAGCAUCAGUGACACAAGAGACAUCAAUGACAACAGGAGCGAUGUGCACUGCGGCAGCGAGGCGGACGACUCCAACAGACACUUCCUCGCUCACCGGGAGACGGCCGCGAGUUAAUGCCGAGGUGACGACCAAACUGUGUACAUGUGACCCGCACCCUCCGCCCCAGCAAUCUGCAUGCAGCCCGCCUCUCCGUUCCUCCGCCGCACCGCCGAUGAAGAUGCUGACGAUGGUGAUCGAUUGCUUUCUAGUCUCUUAAGUAGAUAAAAGCUCCUCCUCUUCCUUCUACUAGCGCCAUUUACUUCCAUAGACGCGUGGCCUCCAAUGAAGUCGGUGCAGCAUUUUUGUUGUUGUAAAUGUAAAACACUGCAUGUCCCUCAGCCAAUCAAGUUGCCCCUGGACUAUUCUGGACUCUGACUACUACUACUACUGAAAAGUAGUUGGUGUGUACUCUAGUCCGGGUUUUUGACCAGCAUCUUUUUUGUGUUAAAGCACAAGCUUCCCCUGCACACGUCGUCUUCUAUCAGGGCCUCAGUCCUAAAUAGGGCCACAGUGUCCAGAACCACACACACACACACACACACACACACACAUUACGUACAUGUCACUUAGCGGGUUAGCGGCCAAAUAUUCGCAUGUGUUGUGAUUCCAGUCAGGGGCGAAGCAUCCGAGUGACCUGACCACAUAACAGAAAGACGAAGGUGUUUUACAUUAUAUAGAAAAACGACAACACACGGAGUCGGAUAGCUUCAGAUCUGUCAUUCGUGGUAACAAAAAUAAAUAAAAUGCAAAAAAAAGGAUAUGAACGGGAUCUCUACGACUGCAGUGUAAUUGGACAGAUCGGAUAUCUCGUGUCACUACAAGGCAGACAUCAGCGGAAUAUGUCAAGCGACGACUUACCGUCAUUUGCGUGUCUAUCCAAACGACAGCACGCUCAAAGCUCAGAAGACCGAAGAGCGGUGCUGUUUUUUUUGUUUUUACGUUCGCUUUGGAUUCUUUUGAGCAUUUAUUACAUGUAAGCAUGUUGAUCUCGCGUCUGGAAAGUAGAAAGCAACAAACCGUAGGCGCCGAAUUGGAAUUGGGCCUUAAGAUCUGCAGAGUAAAUCCAGCCAGGGAAGGCUUUUCAUCCCCUAUUCUGGUAGCGGUGCUUUGUUUAAGGCAGAUGUCAUCGCGCGGUAUAAAGUAAUCACACAAAAACACUCCACUCUUAAAAGGCAAAAGAAGAUUAGACCGGCAAACCACUUGUGCGCUUUAAUAUUGUGACGCUUCAGCUUGUUUCCAUUGCAGGGUCCGCUUACUGCGUUCAAUGUUGACCGUUUCGGAGAAGUUCAGAAACUAGAUUUCACCGUCGAUGUUUAAUUCAUCAGAAAAUAUUAGAAAGCUGCCAAUGAAAUCAGAAGAGCGUCCCAGACAUUGACUGUUAACCGGUCUUUGGGUCUUGAAUUGAGAAGCGGGAUAAUAAGUCCCGUGCUGGGAGAAUAUUUGCAAGGAAGUCCCCAGCUGAGCACCCAGCAGUCUGGCUUGGACCAACAGGAGCGCAUUUGUUGUAUGAAAACAGUCAGGCUGUGAUUCUUUCCUCGUAAAUCCUGACCAGCCAAUCAGGAGAAAAGAACACAGAAGAACAUUGUAGGUGAACAGAUGCAUGUGGACUUCGCUCAGUUUCUCAAUGAAAGAACUCGCGCCUAAUCAUACACAUUCACGCAUACGCCUCUUCUGCAUAUGUCGGAAUUGUUUUUCAUUCGGAUUCGUUAUUCCUCAUUCACAGAGAAAUUGGAGCAAAAAGCUUGUCUUGCGCCAAGAUUUGACACAGACCCUACCGAUGCAUCCCGUACGACUAUACGUGAGCAGAGCGUCGCCAUUCUAUCGUAAUCGAGACGAUAUGUCGUAUUGUCAUUGCUACUUCCGCCGUCUAGUUUAAACAUAUCUUAUAGAAAUAUAUACAAUAUAUAUGUGCUAUUUAUUGCUCAUCUUGUAAUGAAGACAUGGCGACCGACAGGAGAACGUUUCACUGGAAAUCUGAAAUAUCUGUUGGAUUUGUUUCUGUAUGUCUGUACCGUAGCAUCGACAUCCUGUGAUAAUCACCGCGCGAGACUCCUGUAUGUAAAUACACAUAUUUACCGCGUUGUAUUUCAGCCAUUGUGUUGUCGUUAAAAGUUCAAUAAACUUGGAGAAAGGGAA
Phyllopteryx taeniolatus (common seadragon) is the source of this 6102-nucleotide messenger RNA. It is a transcript of the gene kif5aa, whose product is annotated as kinesin family member 5A, a. Gene Ontology annotation, molecular function: microtubule motor activity; microtubule binding; ATP binding. The coding region runs from base 913 to 4041 and encodes 1042 amino acids. Gene Ontology annotation, biological process: microtubule-based movement. The transcript has 29 exons. The record is from RefSeq and is a predicted model, not a curated record. Lineage: Eukaryota; Metazoa; Chordata; Actinopteri; Syngnathiformes; Syngnathidae.